Drosophila ananassae is the source of this 873-nucleotide messenger RNA. RefSeq lists its product as uncharacterized. Bases 243 to 722 code for a protein of 159 amino acids. The record is from RefSeq and is a predicted model, not a curated record. The transcript is spliced from 4 exons. Lineage: Eukaryota; Metazoa; Arthropoda; Insecta; Diptera; Drosophilidae.
ACAGAAUAAAUUAUAUUUUAAUAAAUUAAGAUGCACACUCUUUGCCAGAAAUAUGAAGACUCAAUAAAGUAGCAAAAAAGUUCGCCCUUUUAUACUCUUGACGAAGCAGUAAAAUGCAUUCAACUUUUUUUAGGACGUUUUUUAAAAAAUCUUUUUAGCAAACAAUCAAUCUAGUAGGCUAUAAUUAGUAUAUCUAUUGACUUUUAAAUGAGUUUUAAUUGUUCAAAGCAUCAGAACAUAUUAUGGAGCGAAAAUUUGAAAUGGUUUCAAACGAACCCAACCCAUGUUGCAUGGCAUUACAGGCAAGGAUUGAUGCACUGGAAAAUGGAAUGGAAAAAGUUUGCAAGAAGCUGGACGAAAUGCAAAAAACAAAUGCAAAUAUGAAUGCUAAAGUAUUAGGCUUCAUGAACCAAUUAUCAAAAAAUAUGGUGGAGCCUAAGGUGGAGCUACCCAUAAUGGACGAAUUGAACCUUCAAUCAUUGGACAAUAAAAUUGGGGAGUCUCCCAAUAAUUACCUCCAACUAUUUAAGAGGAUGCUUAUUCCUGGAGGAAUUUCAAAAAAUCUCGAAAGAAUCUUUCAUAGAUCGCUUAUUUUAAAAAUGAAUUUUAAUGGCGAACUUGAAAAAAUUUCAUUUAGAAGAUAUAAAAAUAUAUACAACACGUUAUAUGGAAAGUUCUUUUUGCAGAAAUUCUUGCUUUUAGUUGCAUCUAAUUUAUUUUAAUCUAUAGAAGUAACAAAGUCAGAUGGAAGAACGGAUGAGGAAUUUGAAAAGGAAAUUCGGGAAGCAUUCCAACGUACCAAAAGGAAGGAGUACAAAGCUACCUAUCGCUCCAAAAAAAGGAAAUUGGAGGAAGAUUAAAUUUAAUUCUAAU